AUGCCUCAUACAGAUACCGUCCCAGAGCUAUCCGAUUUCGAGAAACAGCGCGCAGCCAAUAUCGCAGAGCGCGAUGCGCUUUUGAAAAAACUUACUCAGGAAGCUCAAUCCUCUGGAUUAUUUACCAAAGGACCUUCUACUAAAUCCUCCAGGCUAUCCACACAGUCGACUAAGAAGAAAUCGACUCCACGCAUCAAGAAGGAGAAUGAGACACCCGUCCCACGAAGAACCUCAUCGCGACUUGCUGGAUUGACGGCCGAUAGCGAGAUUGCAAAACGAAAAGCUGAGGAGCAAUAUGAAGCUCAAAAGGCUGUUGUGCAGGCAAAAAGAAUGCGGGUUUCCGGGGAUCUUAAUGUAGGGGAUAUAAUUGUGGGAGGCCAGAAAUGGAAUGGGUCAUUGUUGUUUGGGGGGGAGGAUGCAGCUCCACCACGUUAUGUGCGGACCUUUGGCGAGGAAGAUAUCAAAAAAACGACAGAUAAGGAGUUAAAAUCUUUGAGGGAAAGGAUGAGUGGCUUGAAUCUUUGGGAGCCAUGGGAGCCGAAUAGGUUGAAAAUAACACCGGAAAGAAUAUAUUCAAUGGCCUUCCAUCCUACUGAGACUAAACCUUUAGUAUUCGCCGGUGAUAAGCUAGGAAACUUGGGCAUCUUUGAUGCUUCACAAACGCGCCCUGUUGCGGUGAAAACUGAAGGCGACGAAGACGAAGACGAAGACGAAGAUGAUCCUGAUCCUGAUCCCGAAAUCACGAUCAUAAAGCCUCACGCCAGGGUUAUUAGCGCUAUGUGCCUGCACCCUUCUACCCCAUCCAAACUUUACACAGCCAGCUACGACGGUUCCAUUCGAGCCUUGGAUCUUGAGAAAUCCGUCACCACCGAAGCCUACGCACCCGCCUCGAAGUCAGACGAAGAAGCAGUGUCCAGCAUAGACAUGGCGCCUGGUGACCCACACCUUCUAUACUUUACGACACUCGAGGGAUUUUUUUUCCGGCACGACACGCGAAUGUCGGGAAACGGGCAUCCAUUUUACGAUAAAAACACGAAGAGGAGCAGUACAGAUAUCUUUCAGCUGUCAGAGAAGAAAAUCGGUGGAUUCUCCCUCUGUCCCUCACAGCCACACCUUUUUGCAACUGCCAGCUUGGACCGCUUCAUGCGUCUAUGGGAUAUUCGGCAUCUGUCCAGGAAGAGCCCUGUCCCGAUUGGCGAGCAUGAGAGUAAGUUGUCCGUCUCGCAUGCGGCGUUCAACAGUGCGGGCCAGGUCGCUACCACUUCGUACGAUAAUACUGUUAAAAUCCACGAUUUCGGAACCAAGGGUUUCCGUUCAUGGAAACCAGGCCAUACGUUAAGCGAUGAUGACAUGAACCCUAUCACGACCCUCAGACAUAACUGUCAGACCGGACGAUGGGUUACCAUUCUCAAACCACAAUGGCAAGCCUCUCCACAAUCAAGCAGCAUACAACGCUUUUGCGUCGGAAAUAUGAACCGUUUCGUAGACAUCUACUCAGCCGCAGGUGACCAAUUGGCCCAGCUCGGGGGUGAAGGGCUAAUAACUGCUGUCCCUGCAGUUGCCGUAUUCCACCCUACUAUGGAUUGGGUUGUGGGUGGUACUGCGAGUGGCAAAGUUUGCCUGUGGAUGUAG
Molecule: messenger RNA, 1632 nt
Organism: Histoplasma mississippiense
Lineage: Eukaryota; Fungi; Ascomycota; Eurotiomycetes; Onygenales; Ajellomycetaceae
Exons: 3
Coding region: 1-1632 (543 amino acids)
Biological process (GO): regulation of DNA damage checkpoint
Cellular component (GO): nucleus
Molecular function (GO): DNA binding; protein binding
Source: RefSeq, a predicted model, not a curated record